AUGCCGUCCAGGCAGGGGGUGCCGCUGAAGUUAUAUAUUUUUGCAGCAGAAGGGUUGAUUGGGAGUCUGCUAGCGCAAGACAACGAGGUUGGGAAGGAACAGGCUGUCUUCUACCUUAGUCGGGUUCUGACAGAGGUUGAGCGGAAGUACCCUGCCAUUGAGAAGCUCUGCUUGGCAUUGUUCUUUUCUUGCACUAAGCUCCGGUAUUAUCUCUUGCCAGCCACGGUGGAUGUAGUUUGCCAAACUGACAUCAUCAAGUACAUGCUCAUGCGCCCAAUCUCGAGAGGGAGAGUGGGGAAGUGGACGCUUGCCUUGAUCGAGUUCGCCCUGCAAUACAUACCCCAGAAGGCCGUAAAAGGGCAGGCCUUGGUAGACUUCCUCGUGGAUCAUCCUCCCAUUGAGGUCAGUGGAGCGAAGAUGGAGGUGCCAGUUGUCGGUCUAGCGCCGUGGAUGCUUUACUUUGACGAUUCUAAGAUCGAACGUGCAGCCGGGGCAGGAGUGGUCGUAAGAUCACCAGCUGGUGAGGAAACGCAGUUGGCAUUCUAUCUAGACUUUCCUUACUCAAACAACCAAGCUGAAUAUGAGACCCUGAUCUUAGGGCUAGAAUUGCUCCGUGACCUCAGGGCCAACACCAUCGAAAUUGUUGGAGAUUCACAGUUAGUCAUCAGGCAGCUGGUUGGGGGGUACAAGUGUGAGAGCGAACACCUGGUGGAUUAUUUGGCGAUGGCCAGAGGGCUAGCAGAUGGCUUCCAGGACGUGAUAGUUUGGCACGUACCACAGUUGAGAAACCAGGCUGCGAAUGGGCUGGCUCAAGCCACGUCGGGGGUGGGUCUUCCAGAGGGCAGUAUGGAGAGCACCUUCGUCAUCAAGAGACGGGUUCAGUCGUCGAUCAGGAUGAUGGGCGUGACUGAGGUUUGCUACAUUCAGGAUACUCAUCCUGAUUGGCGUACGCCCAUCAUGCAGUAUUUGAGCAACCCAGGGCCGAGUUUCGACAGGCAAAUAUGUGACCGAGCAGCGAGAUACGUGCUGAUCGGAGAAGACUUGUAUAAAAAAGGGAAAGACGACUUGCUGUUGAAAUGCGUCAGCUUAAACGAGGCCAUGUUGGUAAUGGCUGAAGUACAUGAGGGCAUUUGCGGAGCUCACCAAGCGGGUCCUAAGAUAAGGUGGUUAAUCAUGCGCUAUGGUUACCACUGGCCUUCAAUGAUGUCAGAUUGUGUCAAAUAUGCAAAGCGUUGCUGGGCAUGUCAGACCCAUGGACCGGUGCAAUGCCUGCCAAUGGCAGAAUUCAACCCCGUAUUGAAACCAUGGCCAUUUUGA
Molecule: messenger RNA, 1317 nt
Organism: Telopea speciosissima
Lineage: Eukaryota; Viridiplantae; Streptophyta; Magnoliopsida; Proteales; Proteaceae
Exons: 1
Coding region: 1-1317 (438 amino acids)
Molecular function (GO): nucleic acid binding; RNA-DNA hybrid ribonuclease activity
Source: RefSeq, a predicted model, not a curated record